This is a messenger RNA of Vitis riparia (riverbank grape), 2393 nucleotides long. RefSeq names its product protein IQ-DOMAIN 31. The transcript has 8 exons. Bases 384 to 2123 code for a protein of 579 amino acids. The record is from RefSeq and is a predicted model, not a curated record. Gene Ontology annotation, molecular function: protein binding. NCBI's taxonomy places the organism in Eukaryota, Viridiplantae, Streptophyta, Magnoliopsida, Vitales, Vitaceae.
ACUGUGAUCCCCCCCUCUCGGCCCUCCGAUCCGACUUACUCUCUUGAUCUGUCUUAUCAAGUUUAGAAUCCCGGUCAAAAUCAAACAAUCUGGCGGCAGAGAAGAGGGCUUCACGUGUACUAGAAUGAGACCUCCCACUCGUUAUCAUUUUCCUUUAUUUCAUCUCUAAUUCCAAAAAUUAUAGAAAUUUUCUCUCAUCAACGGUAGGAGUACAGAGUAUGCGUAGAAGAAGCAAAGGAAAUAUUGAUGGAUCUCUUCAUCACAUUUUCUUGAUUUGCAAGCUCACUCCACUCAUGGCAUGGUAGAUUUCGUCCUUGGAAGGACUACAUUUGUCUGGGAGGGGAGUGCAGGCUUUUGUGAUUUUAUAUUGCAGUAUUCCUACAAUGGGCAAAUCACCAGGAAAAUGGAUCAAGACCCUACUUUUUGGAAAGAAAGCAUCCAAAUCUAAUUUUUCAAAAGGAAGAGAGUUUGAUCCCAAUGUGAAGAAAGUUGCAAAUGAGAGAGAAGUGUGGGUUGCUGCCAAGGCACCAGAAGCUGACUUGGGUUUGGAUCCCCAUGUGUCAUCAGAGGCUCCUAAUAUUAUUGACAAAAAUGAGAUGUUAGAAUUUGAGAACAGGGAAGCUUCUGCGGGUGGAAUAUUGUCUGGGGAUCUGGAUGCAGAUAUUCAAGGGUGCAGACAACUCAGUACACUAAAUAAUCCUGAAAGGAUAAGACAGGAGCGAGCUGCUACAAAGGCCCAGGCUGCUUUUAGGGGUUAUCUGGCUCGCCGUGCAUUUCGGGCCCUCAAAGGGAUAAUAAGGUUGCAGGCUCUUAUCCGUGGCCACUUGGUGAGGAGACAAGCUAUUUGUACCUUAUACUGUAUGCUGGGAAUUGUCAAGAUACAGGCCCUUGCUCGUGGAAGAAGGAUCAGGCAUUCUGAACUUGGCCUCAGAGUGAAUAAGAAAUGCAUUCAAGUGAAACCUCUGAAGGGCAAGCUUGGGGAUCCUGCUGGAGUUAGCUCAUCCACACAACUAGCAAAGCGAACCGCAAAUACUUUUGUUCAUAAGCUUCUUGCUUCAUCUCCCACUGUGAUGCCUCUACACCUUCAAUAUGAUUCUGAUGAACCAAAUUCAGACUUCUAUUGGUUGCAAUGCUGGUCAGCAUCCCACUUCUGGAAACCGAUUCCCCAACCAAGGCAAGUUCCUGACUCAAAAUCCCAGAAAAAGCAGGGUAACCCUCAAGCUAUAGAAACUGAAACAGGUAGGCCCAAGCGCAGUGUCAGAAGGAUCCCUGCUAUGAAUGUUGACAGUAUCUCAGCCCAAUCAACCACUGAAUUUGAGAAACCCAAGCGCAACUUCAGGAAACUUUCAAGCCGUCCAGCAGACCCAGUACUGGAACAUCCACAAAAUGAGCUUGAAAAAGUUAAACGUAAUUUGAGAAAAGUUCAUAACCCAGUUGUGGAGAGCUCUGCCCAGCCGGGCAAUGAAACUGAGAAACCAAAGCAAAGUAUGGAAAAGAUAUCGAGCACUCCAGGACAUGAUGUUUUGGAGCAGAGCAUGGGUGAUUCUGCAGAGAAGAUGAACAUGGAGACACCUGUGACUGUGUCCAAACUGCCUGAAGUAGAAACAACAACAGAACCACCGGCAGUGAUAUGGGUGAAUGAGGCAUCGGAUUCAUUACACAAUGACCAAACUGUAGUUGAGUUACAGCCGGUAGAGAACAGUGGAAAAGAUGAAAAUAUUCCUGUGGCAAAUGAGGAAUUGAGCUCUAAGGAGGAUGCUAUUAGCAAUGAAAACCAAAAAUCAAGCAGGAAAGCUUCUAUUCCAGCAAAGCCAGAACGUGCAGAAAAUGGGCUAGAGAGCAGUCCAAAGUUGCCAAGCUAUAUGGCAACAACUCAAUCUGCAAAGGCAAAGCUCCGAGCCCAAGGCUCCCCUCGGUUGGGGCAAGAUGUGCCUGAGAAGAAUAACAUAACCAGGCGUCAUUCUCUGCCCUCCUCUACUAAUGGCAAAAUGAACUCAUUGUCACCGAAGACACAGAAACCGGUUCAAGGAAAUGGCAAAGGAGGAAAUAGAAGUGACAGAUCCAUUUUGUCUUCAAAAGAUGGAAACGCAAAGGUGGCAGUCCAAACAGAGUGGAGAAGGUGAUUGGAAGGAAAUCCAAAUUUUAAGAAAAGUUACAGUAAGUUAAAUUUGUGAGCAACUUGUUGGCUUUGUCUUUAUGGUGCAAGAUUAUUGUGUAAAAAAACUGAACAUGGGUUCCCACUCGGAGGUGUGUGAUUGUGCGAAGAGCUUUUUCAAAAGUUUCUUUUGCUUUUGAGUGUGAGAGAGUAUAUGUACAUCCAUAGGAUUUGAAGUUUCAUCGUACUGCAAUCAUUCAUUAAUUUUAAUUUCUGCUUGGUUUCUAUUAUGAGAGUA